This is a messenger RNA of Botrytis sinoallii, 1557 nucleotides long. RefSeq lists its product as uncharacterized. Lineage: Eukaryota; Fungi; Ascomycota; Leotiomycetes; Helotiales; Sclerotiniaceae. The record is from RefSeq and is a predicted model, not a curated record. The transcript has 2 exons. Bases 1 to 1557 code for a protein of 518 amino acids.
AUGUCCUCAAGCGAUCCACAAGGGAAAGGGAAAGGAAAGGCUCUCAAUCCAUCUCCCGCUUCUGCUUCUACUUCCUCUACAUCUGUACCUCCAGCGCAAACAACUUCCAACGAUACACCCAGUCGACAAGAUGAACAAUCUACUCCCUCUCUUCUCAACCGUAUUGGAGCUUCGGCAGCAGGAUUGGGUCGAGAUGUUUUUGCGGGGGGAGCUGGUGUUGGAGGAGAGUCGUUGAGGAGAGAUGCGCAGGGGUUACUUGUAGCGGCUGGGAAUGGGAAAGAGGGAAGUACGAGUGCAAUCGUGGGGGGGAAUGGAAAUGGAGAUGUAGGGUAUACGCAAACGCACAGGGGAAAUCCUAGGUUAACGGAUGGAUCAUCUUCGAUGUCUGGGGGUGUUGGGGAUACUCUUGGGAUGAGGAGCGCGGGGAAUGUGGGGACUAGUGGGAGUGGUUUUCAGGGAGCUGGAGGGAGUGGAGAAUCGAAUGGAAAUGUCGUUGGAGGGGAUGAAAGAGCGAGAUGGAUACAGCAGAAUGAGCAUGCAUUUUCUGAGUUUUUGGAUGGGCUUCCUUCUCUUACUCCCGUGGGUGAUUCGGGCUUUAGGGAUGGUGUUUCGGGAUCUUCCUAUGGGAUGUACGAGAAUAUUCCGUACGGCGCUCCUUCGAAUACAGUGGGGAAACAAGCUCUCGAAGACUCGUGGGCUCGAUCUGCACAACGAGGCAACGAUCAACGUGAGGGUUAUUAUGGGUCUCGCGCUGUAAAUGCACGAGAAUCAACGAUCUACCAUUUCGAGCCAUUGCCGGCCUUUCAUCCAGAUAAAAUGACGGCGGGGGAACAUCGUCGAGAAGUUGUGAAUGCGAUUUCUCAUAGAGAUGCAGGGAACAUGAAUACCGAUCACCACGAUAUAUCCGUGCAAGAACAGGAAAGUAGAGAUGGAGAUGAAGUGCGCGAUUUGCUAUCGAGAAUUGGAGGGGCUUCUUUUGAUGAGGAGAUUGCUGGGAUGGAUCGGGGAAUGAGCGAGAUGGAGAUAGAGGGAGAGGAUAUGAAAGCCUACGAGAGAGAAUGGAUGGGUAUGAGUUCUGUGGAACGGGAUAGGAUUAUACAGGCUACGAGGGGUUUGUUUCCGGAGGAGGUGAAGAAUGGAGGGGGGGUGGUACAUGGAGGUAUUGAUGUGGAGAAUUCGCUGAAUUUGUUUCCGGAGCAUGAGAGGGAAGCGGAGGAGAGAGGGAGAGGAGAGAGGGAAAGAGAAAUGCACAGAGAAGAAGAAGAUGAUGAUGAUGAGUUUGAAGGCGAAGUGUUAAAUUUCCAGGGAAUAGAAUGGAGAGUGAGGAAAGAAAAGAAACAUGGGGACAUAAAAAAAGGGAUAAGAGGAGAGGCGAAAGAAGAGUGGAAAAGUGAUUGGGAGGGUGUACUGAAGGUCCGAGAAGCGAGAGAGGAAUUAAAAGUCGAAGAGGAGAAGGGUGAUGGGGGAGAGGGGAACGAGAAGGGGAAUUUAAAAGCGCUGAGGAGAUUGGGUGCUGUGUUGGGACAUUUGAGAGGGUUGGAUGGGAGUGGGAAGUAA